Messenger RNA from Zophobas morio, 369 nucleotides. RefSeq names its product chymotrypsin BI-like. The record is from RefSeq and is a predicted model, not a curated record. Gene Ontology annotation, molecular function: serine-type endopeptidase activity. Gene Ontology annotation, biological process: proteolysis. The coding region runs from base 1 to 369 and encodes 122 amino acids. Lineage: Eukaryota; Metazoa; Arthropoda; Insecta; Coleoptera; Tenebrionidae. The transcript has 3 exons.
AUGGCACCGGUUGCUCUUCCUUCUGGACCACUAGAGGGUGGAGAAGAGGUUACAGUGAGUGGAGUUGGUGGCACUUCGGAUGAUGUGGAUCACAAUGACAUAUUAAAGUAUAUCACAGUGACAACUAUUACAAAUAGCGAUUUUAUUGUUGAAGGGAUGGUGUAUACUUCCGCAGGCGGUGAUUCUGUUAAAAAUAUUUGCACUGGCGACAGUGGAGGUCCUGCCGUUUUGAAUGCCGCCGAUGGUGAUCCACAACAGGUUGGUAUUGUUAGUUUCGGUGGAGACACAGGAUGCGAACAACGAAAUCCCUCAGGAUUUACAAGAAUAGCUUAUUACAGAAAUUGGAUUAAAGAGAAAAGUGGUGUUUAA